Molecule: messenger RNA, 3045 nt
Organism: Closterium sp. Yama58-4
Lineage: Eukaryota; Viridiplantae; Streptophyta; Zygnematophyceae; Desmidiales; Closteriaceae
Source: the annotation of a GenBank genome assembly
AUGAAUGUGCUAGCUUUCGAACCUGACGGUCGCCCGAUCGCAUUUCCCACUUGGCUUGACGAUCUGCAGCUUUUCCUUCUGACUGAUGCCAAAGAUGGUGUCUCGCUUUUCGACUACGCCACUGGCACUGCCGCUGCUCCUGCUGACAGUGCUCCUGCUGUAGACCGCUCACAGUGGCUGACUCGCGAUGCUGCUGCGCGCCUUGCUAUCCGCAACCAUCUGCCGAUCGCUGAGCGCGCGCAUUUCAGUCAGCACAAAACUGCCAAGGCACUUUAUGACGCAGUAGUUGCACGCUACUCCUCCCCAGCCACUGCCGCUGUAGGAGGCCUCAUCCUGCCCUACCUGUUCCCUGACCUGUCCUCCUUCCCCACUGCUGCGGACUUGAUUACUCACCUUCGCGAUAGUAAGGCCCGCUUUAACGCCGCUCUUAAGGACGAGUUCCAUGCCAAGAACCCCCCUCCGCUCUACUUUACCCUCUACCUCCUCGUCACCCGCCUCCCUGACACCCUUAGCACAGUCAGGGACCACUUCCUCGCCAUUGACGCCCCCGAGAUCACCCUAGACGACUUCGAGCGGCAACUUCUCGCAGCAGAGAAAAAUCUCCUAGCUGUCGGUGCCGCUCGAGGCACUCCCCGCACUCCCCUCUUUGAGGGGUGCUCCCCCUCCCCCCUCACCCCCUCGUACGCCUCGGUUGCUACUCCCGUUGACCUUCCUGGUGCUGAGAAGGUCGCAGCUGCUUCCGCUCCUAGUGGGAAGCGCGGCGGGGGCCGGGGCGGCAAGGGGGGCGGGGGUGGCGGGGGUGGGGGUGGGGGGAGCGGUGGUGGGGGCGGUGGGGGUGGGGGGGGGGUGGAAGUGGUCGUGGGGGUGGUGGAGGUGGCAGCAGCGGCAAGGGGGGAGGUGGCGGUGGUGGUGGGGGUGGUGGUGGCGGCGGUGGUGGGGGAGGUGGAGUUCCUUCCCCUGGUCCUGGAGGUGCUCGUCCUAGUGGGACUGGAGCUGCCGGGGCUGGAGGAACUUUAUGUGAGGGUUCUGCUGCUGGAGACCCUGGGACUGGAGGUGCCGGUUCUGGGGGUGCUACUACUAGUGGAGUUGGUCCUGGAGGUGCUGGAGCUGGUGGUUCUGGAGCUGCUGGGGGUCCUGGAGCUACUGGGGGUGCUGGUGCUGCUGUCAGUGGACCUGGUCCUGGUGGCGCUGUUGCUGAGGGGGCUGGAGCUGCUUCUCCCGUCGUCUACUGGUCUUCCAUUACAGCCUGGCUCACCGCUGCCUGCUCCUUCUCCUUACUCUGAGCAGCCAGGAGGUCUUACUGAGCGUCGUGAGCCUGCGUCACGUCCUGUCUCGCCUGUCCGUCCUGGUCGUUCCGGUCGUCGUGUCUCUAGUCUGCGACAGCCGCCUGUUCGCAGCACGCCCCUGGUUGUCAGACGUCCUUCUCCCACUCAGCAGCGUGUUCCUCUGCCGUCUCCCCCUGCGUCCUCUCUGCCUGACGUUCCCGACCCUGAGUCUGACCGGUUUCGUGCUGAGCACCCUACUGUCACGCGUCUGUUAGCCACUGUUGUCACCGACCCGUCGUUUGAGUCUGCUGCUGCGUCUGCCUUGGUCGCUGAGCUUGUGGACUUUGCUGCUGCCUGUCGUCUAGACUACACUGCUGGUCUUAUUGCUGAGUCUGCGUCUGUCUGUUCACCGUCCGUCGGGGGUGAGUGUGCUCUUGGCACGGACGUCCUUGAGGACAGACAGGAGGACCUUGAGUGUCUUGCGGCUGCUGUACCUCAUCUCACGGCCUGGCUGCUUGCCCCUGAGGGAGACCCGGAUGCACUUGACAUCCCUACCUUCUGCUCUUACACAGAGGCGGUCUCGGGUCCCUACUCCUCUCAGUGGCAGACAGCCAUGGACGCAGAGAUGGCAUCCUGGAAGUCCACAGGCACCUACGUCGACGAGGUUCCCCCUCCUGGGGCGAACAUCGUCGAUGGCAUGUGGAUUUUCAGGAUGAAGCGGCCGCCGGGUUCUCCGCCUGUCUUCAAGGCUCGUUACGUUGCUCGAGGCUUCAGUCAGCGAGAGGGAGUUGACUUCUUCCAGACCUUCUCCCCUACCCCGAAGAUGACCACUCUUUGGGUGCUGCUGCACGUUGCCGCCCAGCGUGACUACGAGCUUCACUCUCUUGACUUCAGCACAACUUUCUUGCAGGGCAGCCUGCACGAGGAGAUCUGGCUGCGCCGUCCUCCUGGCUUCACUGGGUCUUUCCCUCCUGGUACCCAGUGGAGCCUCCGACGGCCAGUUUACGGUCUCCGCCAGGCGCCACGUGAGUGGCACGACACACUGAGGACGACACUUGCGGCUCUUGGGUUUGCUCCCUCCACUGCAGACCCUUCACUGUUCCUGCGCACAGACACGUCGCUGCCGCCGUUCUACAUCCUCGUUUACGUCAACGACUUGGUCUUUACUACUCCUGACACUGAGGCACUCGCCCUUGUGAAGUCAGAGCUGCAGAAGAGACACACGUGCACAGACCUGGGUGAGCUGCGCAGUUACCUUGGCUUGCAGAUCACCCGGGACAGAGCACGCCGCACCAUCACCCUGACUCAGUCACACAUGGUGCAGCAGGUCCUUCAGCGCUUCGGCUUCAAUUUCUCCUCACCUCAGUCCACUCCUCUGUCUACCAGCCACUCGCUCUCAGCUCCACCUUCGGACGAGUCCGUAGAGCCGAGUGGCCCGUACCCAGAGCUUGUGGGCUGCCUCAUGUACCUGAUGACCUGCACUCGACCUGACCUUGCGUACCCUCUUAGCAUCCUAGCUCGCUACGUCGCACCUGGGAGACACAGGCGAGAGCACUGGGAGGCUGCUAAGAGGGUGCUGCGCUACUUGUGCAGUACAUCAGGCAUGGGGCUGGUGCUUGGAGGACAGGGCUCGGUUGUCCUCACUGGACACUCAGACGCCUCUUGGGUUAACGACCUGGCUACGCAGCGGUCGUCACAGGGUUACACUUUCAGCCUUGGCUCUGGUUCUGUCUCUUGGCGUUCCACUCGCUCUUCUUCUGUUCUCAGCUCCAGUUGUUAG